Juglans microcarpa x Juglans regia is the source of this 1157-nucleotide messenger RNA. RefSeq names its product DNA replication complex GINS protein PSF2. Gene Ontology annotation, biological process: double-strand break repair via break-induced replication; DNA replication. Gene Ontology annotation, cellular component: nucleus; GINS complex. The transcript is spliced from 8 exons. The record is from RefSeq and is a predicted model, not a curated record. The coding region runs from base 248 to 880 and encodes 210 amino acids. Lineage: Eukaryota; Viridiplantae; Streptophyta; Magnoliopsida; Fagales; Juglandaceae.
AAAGAGAAAAAAAAAGGAAAAUUUGAAUUUUCCCUCCUUAUUCUAAAAAAGGUCAUGAUUUCUCGAUCCAAAUUUCAGUCACAAUUUCGGGACGCAGUAUCAUACCCAUAUCCGCUUCUAGUUUCUGCUACUCUCUCUUUACUUUUUUUUUUGUUUUUUAUCCCCAGCUCAUCAUCCUCCAAUUUAUCGUCAUUCCAGAUUCGGACCCUGUAUAGCAUAAACCCUAGAUCCACUUACAAGUACAGAUAUGGCUGGCCAAUCUGACCCUCACCAAUCACUCUUCUCUGCCGAAGAGGUCGAGUUCAUUGCGGAGGACGAGAUGGUUGAAAUCAUCCCCAAUCUCAGAAUGGAUGCUCUCAAUUUCAUCUGUGGGGAUUUUGGUCCAUUUUUCCCACAAAUAGCUACUCAGGUGCCGCUGUGGUUAGCGGUGGCUUUGAAGAAGAGAGGGAAGUGCACUAUUCGACCUCCACAGUGGAUGUCAGUUGAAAAGUUGACACAGGUUUUGGAAGCUGAGCGAGAUUCUCAACGAAUGUUUGAGCAAUUACCAUUUCAUUACGUAGAAAUCUCCAGACUUCUUUUUGACCAUGCGCGUGAUGACAUCCCCGAUGUAUACAUGGUGAGGUCUCUUAUUGAGGACAUCAGAGAUGUAAGGUUUCAUAAAGUUGAGACUAAUUUAGAGACACUUACUGAGCGUGCAUUUGCUUUGAAGAUAAACAAUCUAUCUGCAAUGGAAGUGAAUAUAGUUCGCCCAUUUGUUGGGAGAGCCCUACAGGCAUUUUAUAAGCACGAUAGUCUGGAGCUGAUACCAGAUCAAGAGAGAGUGUCUGAUAGACGGCCACAAGUAGCUAAUAACGCAACAAGACGGCAUCUGCGGCGAUAAUAUCAUCUUGUCUAUGACUAUCCAUCCUGAUCAGAAAAAGUACUUUCUGCUUACUAGUUUGGAGGUAUACCUGUCCUCAUAAUCUGACUGAUUUUCUCUUUGUUAUAAUGAAAUAACAUCCUUUGAGUUCAACUCAAACCUUUCACGCUAUUGAUUAGUUUUAUUUUCUUAGUUAGCUACAAAAAUUUUGAUACAUCUUGUUGUGGUUGUGCUAUUUAGCACUUUUCAACCUAUUAGAACUUUUAUGUUUAGGGGCGAUGAACAGACUGAUAUAUUU